Messenger RNA from Chrysoperla carnea, 853 nucleotides. RefSeq lists its product as uncharacterized. The transcript is spliced from 3 exons. The record is from RefSeq and is a predicted model, not a curated record. NCBI's taxonomy places the organism in Eukaryota, Metazoa, Arthropoda, Insecta, Neuroptera, Chrysopidae. Bases 92 to 853 code for a protein of 253 amino acids.
UGUUUAAUUUCUCCAAAUACCAAUUUUAUUUGUACUUAUCCCUAAGAACUAUUUACAAAUUUAUUAAUGAUAGUCGAGAGAAAUCCUUUUUAUGUAUCACGAUGUUCUUCCUAAACACCAUAUCAUUUUGCCAUGUUCUAAGCCAAAAGAAAACACAGUUUCGGGGGCUAGCUCCAAAGCUUCAUUUAAUGGACCAUAUGGUGGUAUGACUACCAAAACAAACCCAGGUUAUCUUAGAGAAUUAAUUAGCCUAACUUUGAAUGAUGACUUGGACGAAUUUGGAAAAGUUUUGUGGUCAAAUAUUGAAGCACUAUUUGCAUUAUUUAGCCAAUGUUAUGCUCUUGAUGAAACAUUUAGAACUGAAAUAGAAAAAAUUUUCGAUGGUACUGAAGUGUAUGAAUUAAUGGAUAUGAUUCUUAUCAUGCCAGAAUUUGAAGAGUUCAUGAAAUUUCUUCAAGAUAACGGUUUAAAAGACAUGGACGAUUUUGACAUGAAUACGAUUCAAGACGUAAUAAAUACAAUAAUACCUCCAAAUGUUAAAGAAAAUUUAAUUGAUUGUAGUCAUAAAAAAAAUUGUCUACCAUCAUGUGAGACACCUGGACUAAAAGGUUUCAUUGAAACCGCUAAAAACUUAAUUGAUAUGAAUGCAUUCCAGAAUUUAUAUGAUGAAAAAUUACAAACAAGUGAACCAUUUCAAAAGUUGGUGGAAUAUUUACAAAGUGAGAAAUUUUUGAUUAUCGUGCGAGCUGUACGAUGUAAUGCAAAUUUUAAAAAAAUUGUUAAUGAUGCUGUUGAAAGUGGUAUUGAUGUUCAAUACAUUAGAGAAGUUUUAAAUAAGCAUUUGGGUUGGUAA